Molecule: messenger RNA, 3042 nt
Organism: Salarias fasciatus (jewelled blenny)
Lineage: Eukaryota; Metazoa; Chordata; Actinopteri; Blenniiformes; Blenniidae
Gene: gtf2a1
Product: general transcription factor IIA, 1
Exons: 10
Coding region: 216-1388 (390 amino acids)
Biological process (GO): transcription by RNA polymerase II; transcription initiation at RNA polymerase II promoter
Cellular component (GO): transcription factor TFIIA complex
Source: RefSeq, a predicted model, not a curated record
CGCUCAGUAUAAAAAGCAGGACAUCGACGGACGGAGGACGGCUGGGGAGUCGCAGCCCGGGAGUGUAAAUAAGACCGUCAAAACUGUGUUUUAUUUACAAGCGCGAUGCCGGCUGUUUUAAAGUACCGCUCCCAGUUGUUUUGACCCGCUUUUUUGUAUAUUUUUGGCUCUCUGUCUCUCGCCUAUUUCCGUGUGGUUUUUACACUACGCGUAUAAUGGCGAGCUCGGCUAACUCGAACCCAGUGCCUAAACUUUACAAGUCUGUGAUCGAGGACGUGAUCAAUGAGGUGCGGGAGCUGUUUCUGGACGAGGGCGUGGACGAACAGGUCCUCCUGGAGCUGAAAACGCUGUGGGAGAACAAACUGCUGCAGUCCAAAGCCGUGGAGGGUUUCCACACCGAGGAGCAGGCGGCCCUGCAGGCGCAGCAGCAGCAGCAGCAGCAAGUCCAGCAGGCCCAGCAGGUCCAGCAGGUGACCCAGCCCGCACAGGCGCAGCAGGUCAUCCUCCCCCCGCAGCAGCAGCAAGCUCCCCAGCAGCAAGUCAUCGUGCAGGACUCGAAGAUCCUUCAGCACAUGAGUGCAACGGGGAUGAGUGCAGCAGCUACCGCAGCAACUCUUGCUCUGCCCACCGGAGUCACUCCGUACCAACAGCUCAUCACCAGCCAAGGCCAGAUCCUGCAGGUGGUCCGCGCUGCUAACGGCGCUCAGUACAUCAUCCAACCCCAGCAGCAGAUCCUCCUGCAGCAGCAGAUGCAGCCCGGCGGCGUGCAGGCGCCCGUCAUUCAGCAGGUUCUGGCGCCUCUGCAGGGAGGCCUGCCCCAGCAGACAGGAGUCAUCAUACAGCCCCAGCAGAUCGUCUUAGCUCCAGGAAACAAAGUCCAAGGAAAUACGCAGGUGAUGCAGGCUGCGGCGAUGGCCCCGCAGCCCGGCCAGGCCGCCACGGCAGCUCAGGUCCAGCAGGUCCAGCAGGCCCAGGGAGCGGCCGCGGCACAGGCCCCGGUGCAGGCCCAGGCCCAGGUCCAGCAGCAGGCCCAGGCCCAGCCGCAGGCGCAGCAGCCCCCCAUGAUGCUCCAGGUGGACGGAGCCGGGGACACCUCCUCGGAAGAGGACGAGGACGAGGAGGAGGAGUACGACGAAGACGAGGAGGAGGAGAAGGACAAGGACGCCGGCGAAGACGGCCAAGUGGAAGAGGAGCCUCUGAACAGCGGAGACGACGUCAGCGACGAGGAGGACCAGGAGCUGUUCGAUACGGAGAAUGUAGUGGUGUGCCAGUACGACAAGAUCCACAGAAGUAAGAACAAAUGGAAAUUCCACCUGAAGGACGGGAUCAUGAAUCUGAACGGGAGAGACUACGUCUUCUCCAAAGCCAUCGGGGACGCCGAGUGGUGAAGUGACGAACGAGAGCAGCGGGGGGGGCGGGAGCCGCGGCUCCUCCUCCUCCAGUCACCGGACACUUCAGCAUCCCUCCAUCCUCUGUGACUGGAUCCAUUCAGGACGCCACUUCUGAGUCUCUGAGAACUCUCUGACGAAUCCAAAGGACUGUGAGGUACUGUACGAGCCGGGCGUCGUCAGAGAAACGCCCCGCCGAGCCUGCAGGGGGAGGGGAGUCCGAACGGAGCCUUGGUUCUCUCGCUUUCUCUCUCUUUUCCCUUCUUCCAGGCUUCUCUGCCCCCUCCUUUUUUUUUUUUUCCCCUGAGAGAAUUCAACACGGGGAAGUAAGCAUUUCACUUCAUACAGGUGUAGUGGACCAGGGUGACCUCCUCCUCCUCCUCCUCCUCCUCCUCCUCUUCCUCCCCCACAGGUCAGAGGUCACUCAUCAUCACCCCGUAGAAACACCUUCAUGCACUGUAGUCAGUUGACUGGAUUGACUCGUGUCUCCUUUACAAGUCCAAACUUAGUGCCACCAGUCAAGCUCGCUGCCUUUUAGAAAUUUGUUUUUCUUGGUUUUAAUUCUGUCUCACAUGUUUCUCAACAAGGUGCUCCAGAGUUCUACUUUUAAACAUUUUUUUUUUUUUUUUUUAAGAAAAAAAUGUGUCUAAUGAAGGGUUUAGGAAUAAAGAAGGUAAUUUAACAUUGAUUUUUAAUGACUAAUUUUUAUCUGCAUCCAAAAAAAAAAAACACCCAUUAAUUUUAUUUUUUUUUUUCAUCCUGGAGCUUCAUUCCAUCUUUAUCCUGAGAACAGGAGAAAACAAAGAUCCUGAAUUCAUUUGUACAAAAACGAGUGGGUGUGUCUUGUUGGUGUGUCUUCGGUUAGAAGAUUUGCACUGUCAGUUUCUCCAUGUGUUGUGAAGUCAGUCCAGUUAAUCUGUGAGUGCGGGGUUUGUUUGUUUUUUGUUUGUUUUUUUUUUCACGCCCCUAUUUAUUCCUGAAAGUUCCCCACAUGCUCUUAUUUUCAGAAAAGGUUGAAAAGCCAGACUGUGCUCUUAUAAUCUGAUAAGUGUUCCUUUUUUUUUUUUCUUCUUCUUCUUCUUCUUCUUUGGGCUGGGCAAGUUCAGCGUUCCAAAUCUUUUCUUCCACGGUUCGUUCUCCUGUACUUUCAUUUUAUUGAUCACUUUUAAACAUGAGGAUGUUUUCUACGGCGGUGAGUGGAACUCGGGCCUGUGUGUUUCUCUGCAGUUUGUUUUUAGGGCCCUUUUGUUGCAGCAAUUUUAAAUCAAACUAGGGAUUUAUUCUGAUUUAUUUGGACCGCUUCGUUCAAAGAAACAUCAGCAGCACACAGAAAAGACAAUUUUUAGAAGCAAAAACUUUUUUUUUUUUUUUGUUCUUUUUCCCCACCAAACUGUCUGUUAAACAGUAGCUGCGUUUUCCAGCACGCUUGAGGUGAAGCACUACGGCGUGUCUUUGGCUUUCAGGAUUCAUGGUUUCUCUUCUCGUAGUUUCCGCUCCCGGGGGCGGAGCCAGCUCAUCGUCUCUGGAUGUCGCGUGUGCCUUUUUUCUGCCGUGUCACAAACGAAACGAAAGGAACUGUACCUUCUGCUUUUUCAUUGUUUUGUCCCCCGUGUGUUUUAACUGUUGUUCAGAUCAUUAAAAGAAAUGUAAUGUU